GGGAGUUUACUUUUAUUAUCUUUCAUGUUCAUUUUUACUUCUAUUAUCUUUCUCAUGUUAAAUUCAAUUUAUGUUGUUUUUCUGUUAACAGGAUAUACAUUACACGUGGACUACUUUAUCGAAAACUUCGGAUAUCUUUGGGAUGGAGACAUAAUUGCUGGGGUAAUCUUGAUAUUUCAACUCAUGGUCAUGAUCAUCAUCGGACGAGCUGUGAUUGGUAUUUUGUGCCUCUUUGCCUAUUUAAUUUACAAGUUUCGACGGAGACACUUAUCAUUAGAUGAUGAUAUUGAAGAAUUCCUACAUAACUACCAAAAUCUUCGACCAAUCAAAUACACAUAUUCAGACAUAAAGAAGAUGACUUAUAAUUUUAAGCAUAAAUUGGGUCAAGGAGGUUUUGGCUCUGUGUACAAAGGAAAACUCCGAAGUGGCCGCAUUGUAGCUGUAAAAAUGUUGGUUAUGUCAAAGGCUAAUGGGCAAGAUUUUAUCAAUGAAGUUGCUACAAUUGGAAGAAUUCAUCAUGUUAAUGUGGUGAGACUUGUUGGAUUUUGCAUACAGAGAUCAAAAUGGGCCCUUAUAUAUGACUACAUGCCCAAUGGAUCUCUUGAUAAGUUUGUUUUUCUUGAUCAAAGCAACAACAUUCCUUUGAGUUGGGAAAGAUUAUACAAGAUUGCACUUGGAGUAGGACGUGGGAUCGAAUACUUACAUCAAGGGUGUGAUAUGCAAAUUCUUCAUUUUGAUAUCAAGCCACACAACAUUCUUCUCGAUGAAGACUUCACACCAAAAGUUUCAGAUUUCGGUCUUGCAAAAUUAUACUCAACAGAUGAAAGUAUUGUAUCAGUCACUGCUGCUAGAGGAACCUUGGGCUACAUUGCUCCUGAAUUGUUCUACAAAAACAUUGGAGGUGUAUCAUUUAAGGCUGAUGUUUAUAGUUUUGGAAUGUUGUUAUUGGAAAUGGUGGGAAAAAGGAAGAAUGUGAAUGCAUUUGCAGAGCAUUCAAGUCAAAUAUAUUUCCCAUCAUGGAUUUAUGACAGAUAUGAUCAAGGAGAGGACAUGGAAAUGGGAGAUGCCACGAAGGAUGAAAAAAAGUAUGUAAGGAAAAUGGUGAUAGUUGCGCUAUGGUGUGUACAAAUGAAGCCUGUGGAUCGUCCUUCAAUGAGCAAAACAUUGGAGAUGCUUGAAGGAGAGAUUGAACUAUUGAAAAUGCCUCCUAAGCCAACUCUAUGGUCUAUCGAGAAUCAUGAGCAAUCCAUGGUAAAGGUACCAAUUUCAUCAUCCAAUUCCAUGGGUACAAUCAGCUUAAAUGGAAGGUAGUUCUACUCCAUCCUGUUGCUUAUUUUGUAAUCCAAUAAUAAUGUGUGAUUGUGUUUUAUGUGUAAGGUUUCUAUGAGAUCAGUGUAUGUAAUAAAAUAAAGUUUCUUCUUCAA
Molecule: messenger RNA, 1424 nt
Organism: Vitis riparia (riverbank grape)
Lineage: Eukaryota; Viridiplantae; Streptophyta; Magnoliopsida; Vitales; Vitaceae
Product: rust resistance kinase Lr10-like
Exons: 4
Coding region: 25-1311 (428 amino acids)
Biological process (GO): protein phosphorylation
Molecular function (GO): protein kinase activity; ATP binding
Source: RefSeq, a predicted model, not a curated record